Molecule: messenger RNA, 2164 nt
Organism: Tupaia belangeri chinensis (Chinese tree shrew)
Lineage: Eukaryota; Metazoa; Chordata; Mammalia; Scandentia; Tupaiidae
Gene: DNAAF10
Product: dynein axonemal assembly factor 10
Exons: 8
Coding region: 76-1149 (357 amino acids)
Molecular function (GO): protein binding
Source: RefSeq, a predicted model, not a curated record
AUCAAUGUUUGGAGUCUGGUAUCCAGGUUAGGGUUUUGUCGGGGUCUGGGCGUGGCAGUUGCCAUCGGCUGGACCAUGUCGGCCUUCGAGAAGCCUCAGAUUAUCGCUCACAUCCAGAAGGGGCUCAACUACACGGUGUUUGACUGUAAAUGGGUGCCCUGCAGCGCCAAGUUUGUGACCAUGGGCAACUUCGCACGGGGCACCGGCGUCAUUCAACUGUACGAGAUCCAGCACGGGGAGCUGAAGCUGCUUCGGGAGAUUGAAAAGGCCAAACCCAUUAAAUGUGGAACAUUUGGUGCUACAACUUUACAGCAGAGAUAUUUAGCUACUGGAGAUUUUGAUGGAAACCUUCAUAUAUGGAAUUUGGAAGCUCCAGAGAUGCCAGUGUAUUCUGUGAAGGGCCAUAAAGAAAUUAUAAAUACUAUAGAUGGUAUUGGUGGGUUAGGAAUUGGGGAAGGAGCCCCUGAAAUUGUGACUGGCAGCCGAGAUGGAACUGUGAAGGUGUGGGACCCACGGCAAAAAGAUGAUCCUGUUGCUAAUAUGGAGCCUGUGCAAGGAGAAAACAAGAGAGACUGUUGGACAGUGGCAUUUGGCAAUGCUUACAAUCAAGAGGAGCGUGUUGUUUGUUCUGGCUAUGACAAUGGGGAUAUUAAACUGUUUGAUCUCAGAAAUAUGUCAUUACGCUGGGAGACAAACAUCAAAAACGGGGUAUGUAGCUUGGAAUUUGACAGAAAAGACAUAAGUAUGAAUAAGUUGGUAGCUACAUCUCUGGAAGGAAAGUUCCAUGUUUUUGACAUGCGAACACAGCAUCCAACCAAAGGUUUUGCCUCUGUUUCAGAAAAGGUAACUAAGUCUGCGGUGGGGCAGGCCCGCCCCCUGCCGCAGAACCGCGAGCUCUUCCUGACAGCCGGAGGCGCCGGCGGCCUUCACCUCUGGAAGUAUGAAUACCCGGUGCAGAGGUCAAAGAAGGAUUCCGAGGGAGUGGAGAUGGGAGUCGCAGGUUCUGUCAGCCUUCUGCAGAACGUGACAUUGUCUACUCAGCCCAUUUCAAGUGUGGACUGGAGUCCAGAUAAAAGGGGUCUCUGCGUCUGUAGUUCCUUUGACCAAACAGUGAGAGUACUGAUUGUUACAAAACUCAAUAGAAUUUGAGUUGAAGACUUUGGACUUGAAACCUCUCAGAGGAAUACUCAUAGAUUACAAGCUAUGUUCUAGGAUCCUCUGACCCUCAUUGAACAAAACUGGAUUUGGCUGAUGAAAGAAGGCCCCAGCCACAAACCUCCAGGCUAGCCUCCUGCCUGUCCUUGGGUGCAUUUGGUGAUCUGACAUUGGCUUACAGCUGGGCAUGGGGGUGCCACUCUCCCCAGAGCCCCCUCCCCUCCAUUUCUAAUACAAAGUCAGUCAAUGUCUCUAUUUAAAUGUAUUUUACAUUUCUUCUAUUAAUACAUCCCCCAAAGUUCCAUAUUUCAUCUUUUGCACUGGUGAUGUGUUUUGUGUUUAUAAUAUUGUGACAGAAAACACUUUAUUUGGCUUAAAAUAAUUUGCUUUGGAAAAACUACUGUGAAUUAACUUUCAUCAAUACAAAUUUAUGAAGUACAAAUUUCAUAAAUACGAAUUUCAGUCUAAGUUCUGUGCAGAAUAUCAUUUUAUAAAAUACCAAAAUGGCACCAUCAGAUUGGAUUUGAGUUAUUGUUUUCAGGAACAUAAGUCAUAAAAUGAAAUACUAUGAUUUGCAUAGACCUCAUUUUUGCUUAAAAUACAGGAGUCGAGUUAAUGAGACUUUUGAUUUUUAACUGUUUCAAGUGAUGGUGAGAUGUAUGAAAUUGUGAGGGUUUUAUAGUCUUAUUUCUUGUCACAUCUUUAAAAUAAUAUUUUUAUGAAUAAACUUCUGUUUUUGAAAUCUAUGGAAGGUUUGAUUCUGUUAAGAGUAGUAAUAAAGUCAACACUCACUUUUUUGCUUUAUAAACAGUAAGUACCUCUUCAUUCAUUUUGCUUCUUUAAUGUUUACUGUAUCUUGGCUGGUGCUGCGGGACAGCAGUAAAGCACUGCUCAGAGCCACAUCCCACAGGCGACCAGGGUUUACAGCCCUGGCCCAAUUCACCUAAAACAUGCUGGGCAUGCACAGGAGUACCCUAAGAGUUGACGGGCUGGAGGAAUGGAGGAAGGC